Messenger RNA from Mytilinidion resinicola, 1129 nucleotides. RefSeq lists its product as uncharacterized. Lineage: Eukaryota; Fungi; Ascomycota; Dothideomycetes; Mytilinidiales; Mytilinidiaceae. The transcript has 2 exons. Bases 206 to 925 code for a protein of 239 amino acids. The record is from RefSeq and is a predicted model, not a curated record.
AGCCGCGAAGCUUCCAGCACCUCCGAAUCAAUUCACGUCCCCAUUGCGCCCCUCCGCGCUAGCCCCUCCUUCACAAUUACAUCAUUUGCACAAAUCUGUGUGCUUGCUUCUCGACCUCACGACAUCACCUUCUUCCCCUCCCACUACCUCAUUUAGCAGUCCACCGCGACACUCACAUUGACAGUCACACCACCCGACCAAAACCAUGGAUCGAGCACUUCGAGGGUCUUGCGCCUGUGGUCGGUGGCGAUACGUCGUCGAGAUACCCGCACAAUCCGUCCAGCUUGCGGAGCUGAGAUACGACAACAGUAGCGCUUCCCGCUACCAUCAAGCUAGCCCACUCACCAUCUGGCUCCGAGUUCCACUCGCGUGGUUUCAUAGUGCUACUUACGCGCAAUUCCCCGACGAGACUCACACUAGCAUCCAGCGCACCUUCACAUCGCCCUUCCCCAGCGCACACUCUCGCCGCCAGUUCUGCGGUUACUGUGGCACACAGCUGACAAGCUGGCACGAGCGCACCCGUGAGGACGCUGAGCAUAUCCUGCUUACGGUGGGUAGUCUGCUAGACGAGGACCAGGAACUGCUGGGUGAGCUGGGAUAUCUACCAGGAGACAGCAGUGACGAGGAGCCGGCCAUUGUGAGAGGUGGACAGGGGCAGGGCGAGAGGGCGGUGGCUCAAGCAGAGCGGGCGAGGGGCACGCCCUGGUUUGAGGAGCUAGUGGAGGACACGAGGCUGGGGAAGUUCAAGAAGCAGAAAGGCGGGCAUGUGUCCAGGGAUGGGAGCGUGAGGGUGGAGUGGGAGGUUGUGGAGUGGACGGAAGGCGACGACGCCGACGAUGAGGCCGGCGAGACAACGGGUCCAGCAAAACGAAAGAUUGGCGAAGUCCAGGUUGAGGAGGGCGAUACUGAGAUGCGGACGGUUUGAGAACGGCGGAACGAGUGGCGUGAAUUUGACGCAUAGAUAUACUGGCUCACGCUGGGUUGGACCGCUCACGGGGAAGGAGACUGGGGACGCUGGUAAUGGAGAUGCUCUCACAACAGCAUUAUCUUGGUUUCUGGGACAUGAAUUCAGCUUCGGGCUUCAAUUGUAUUAACAUUUGGCGUGUCGGCGUGCCGGUGGGUGUGCGGU